Tupaia belangeri chinensis (Chinese tree shrew) is the source of this 3581-nucleotide messenger RNA. It is a transcript of the gene SLF1, whose product is annotated as SMC5/6 complex localization factor 1. NCBI's taxonomy places the organism in Eukaryota, Metazoa, Chordata, Mammalia, Scandentia, Tupaiidae. Bases 1 to 2736 code for a protein of 911 amino acids. The record is from RefSeq and is a predicted model, not a curated record. Gene Ontology annotation, cellular component: site of double-strand break; nucleus. Gene Ontology annotation, biological process: DNA damage response; protein localization to site of double-strand break; positive regulation of double-strand break repair. The transcript has 17 exons. Gene Ontology annotation, molecular function: protein binding.
AUGGAAGAUGGUGCCCCAAAACAUAUCAUCCAAAUAACAGGAUUUAAGAUGGAAGAAAAGGAAGCACUAGGCAAAUUACUUUUAAAACUAGAUUGCACUUUUAUUAAGAGUGAGAAAUAUAAAAAUUGUACACAUCUUAUAGCUCAUCGCCUAUGCAAGAGUGAAAAAUUUUUAGCAGCUUGUGCAGCAGGAAAGUGGGUUCUAACUAAGGACUACAUAAUUCAGAGUGCCAAAAGUGGCAGAUGGCUUGAUGAAACAACUUAUGAAUGGGGAUACAAAAUUGAAAAAGACUCCCAUUAUUCACCUCAAAUGCAAUCUGCGCCAAAACGAUGGCGUGAAGAACUGAAACGCACUGGUGCUCCAGGCGCCUUCCACAGAUGGAAAGUUGUCCUCCUCCUUAGAGCUAAUAAACGAACUGAUGCUCUUAUAAGAGUUUUGAAGGCUGGGAAAGCAAAUAUUAUUUUACCGAAAAGUUCACCAAGUGGAAUAACUCAUGUGAUUGCCAGUGAUGCAAGAAUCAAGGCUGAGAAAGAAAAAGAUAACUUUAAGGCUCCAUUUUAUCCAAUUCAGUAUCUAGGGGAUUUUCUUUUAGAGAAAGAAACUAAGAAUUCUGCUUUCAUUGAUUAUGCCAAAGAAGCAGAAACCAAGGACUUCAGGACAGAUGUGGAUAUUGUUGAAAUAAAAAAUGCCUUAAGGAAGCACAUAUAUAAAGCUCAGGCUGUCAGAUACAACUGCAUUAGAAUAGAAAAACAACCAGUAUACAAUGUAGAGGUUAAAAAUGCUGAAUUUCCCAGAGGUGUAUUAAAUUUAAUUGAAAGCCUCAUAGAAGGACAAUUUUUUAAAGAAGCAAUCGAGGAACUUGCCUCUUUGCAAGCACGUUAUAUCCCUCCUGUAUGCCUUCUACAUGCUCUUCUAGAGAAUGUUCUACAGGAUAACAUAGAUACGUUUUCUGGUCGCUACUUUCAUAUAUUGUCAGCUCUUCUUCACCUGCAUCCUCCUUGGAAGUCCCCAGCCAUGUCAAGAUAUUACUUAGAGCUGUUUCAGUGUCCUACUUGUAUGAAAGGUGCAUGGUCUCUAGUAGAAGUGCUUAUCAGGUCUUGCCUUUUCAACGAAAGUUUCUGUCAUCAAAUUUCGAAAAAUAUUAUUGACUCUAAGGUACUCCACCUGACACUGCUCAAAUUUUUUUUAAAUUUAGUUGAAAGCGAAGUACAACAUCUGAGUCAAAAAUUGUACAACUGGACAGAUUCUCAGAAGAUGACAGGAAAGGCAAUUCUUCUUGAAAUCUUUUGGUCAGGAAAUGAGACCUCUGGGCUUUUAACCAAACCAGUAAAUAUGCUUUUGGAAUGGACUAUAUAUUCUUUCAAAGAAAAAUGCAAGUCUAAUGAUGUCUUCAAACAGGAACUAGCUUACCUAUUGACUGGAAUUCUUGGAACAGCAAUAGAUUAUUGGAUCUUCCUUGGUCUUAAGAUGGGUAGAAAUGUGAUGCGACACAUGUCUGAUGACCUAGGAAGUUAUAUUUCCCUCUCAUGUGAUGACUUUUCUUCACGAGAAUUAGAGAUUUUUAUUUGCUCCUUUUCCUCCUCUUGGCUUCAAAUGUUUGUUGCAGAGGCAGUUUUUAAAAAGUUGUGUUUACAGAGUUCCAUCAGUAUUUCUUCUGAGAUGCUCUCUCUUCAGAAAAUGGUAUAUUCAUAUUUGCCAGCGUUGGGGAAAACUGGUGUGCAUGGUGCAAGAAAGAUGCAGAUACCAAAGAAAACAGGACAGAGGCCCUGCUUUGAAUAUCAGAGAGCCUUACUCAUGCUGAAUGGUGCUAAACAGAAGCAAGUCGAAGGGCUGCCAGAGUUACCAGAGCUGAACCUUGCUAAAUGUUCUUCAUCAUUAAAAAGAUUGAAAAAGAAGACCGAAGGAGAAUUGUCAUGUUCCAAGGAGAAUUGCCCCUCUUUAGUUCCAAAGAUGAAUUUUCGCAAGACUAAUCUAAAAGGAGAAACAGCCCUGCAUAGAGCUUGCAUAAAUAACCAAGUGGAGAAAUUGAUUCUUCUUCUCUCUUUGCCAGGAAUAGACAUCAAUGUUAAAGACAAUGCUGGCUGGACGCCUUUGCAUGAAGCCUGUAACUAUGGCAACACAGUGUGUGUCCAGGAAAUUUUGCAACGUUGUCCAGAGGUAGAUCUGCUCACUCAAGUGGACGGGGUGACUCCUUUGCAUGAUGCACUGUCAAACGGACAUGUAGAAAUUGGCAAGCUGCUACUACAGCAUGGGGGCCCAGUGCUUUUACAGCAGAGGAACUCUAAAGGGGAAUUGCCUUUGGAUUAUGUGGUAUCGCCUCAAGUCAAGGAAGAGCUGUUCUCUAUAACAAAAAUCGAAGACACAAUGGAGAACUUUUAUGUACAAACAGAGAAACAUUUUCACCAGCAGCAACUUGAAUUUGGUUCAUUUUUACUUAGUAGGAUGUUGCUAAAUUUUUGUUCAGUUUUUGAUUUAACUUCAGAGUUUGUCUUAGCUUUCAAAGGGUUAACUCACCUAAAUGAGUUGCUUAUGGCCUGUAAGAGUUAUAAAGAAACCACCGGUGCUCAUACUGACUGGUUACUGGAUCUUUAUGCUAAAAACAUAAAGACAUUGCAGACGCUCCCACAUAUGCUUAAGGAACUGCCUGAGAAUUUGAAAGUGUGUCCUGGAGUACACACUGAGGCCUUACUGGUGACAUUGGAAAUGAUGUGUCGGUUAGUCACAGAGUUUUCAUGAUGAUGGCAGAAAGUUUGAAUCAAGUUUCUAUACCUGUCCAACUUGCUUUGUCAUUUGUUAUGGACUUCAUAGCUUAUUGACAAGUACUACUUUAUUUAAUGACACUGCACUUUGAUAAAUUUAAAAUGCACUUAAAAGAACUUCUUCCAAAUUAUAAUACAGGAUUCUUUCUAGUGUGUAGAAUCUGACUCAAAAGUAAAAUAGUUUUGUUUGAUUUAUACUGCUUUCACUAAUCUUUUAACUUUUUUGGUUCUGAAAGUGAUAUUAUUUAUGUAUUUAUAUUGUAUAUGUAAGAAACUAAGUAUUUUUUCAAAUCAAACUGUAAUAUCUUUAUUCUAGAUGUUCUAGGUCUUGGAAUCAUGGCACGGAUAUUCAUACAGAUGUGCGCCUAUAAACAUGCAGCUCCCGGUUUCUUCUCUAUAGGCUUUUGGACUAACGUAAACAUUUUAGUUUUGCAUUUGUGUUUCUAAAAUAAACAUUUCUAAAAUUUACAGUAGUGAAUAUUAUUUUGGUUUUUAAACAGUGAAUAUGCAGAGUUUGACAAUCCAAUCCCUUGACUGUUUGUUUUAGCAGUUCAUGUACAAAAUGUAUUACUACUUCAUGUAAUGUUAGUGACAACAUUCUUCUGUGUAUUAAGUUGUAUUAAUAUUAAGAUUAGAAGUGGUUUCUAAGUAAUACGUUUAAGAUUGUCUAAAAUCUUAAUGUACAGUAUGAAUUUAUAGAGUAGUAACAUUUCAAUUUAUACUUUUUUUCCUAAUAACAAUUUGUAGUCAGAGAAAGGGAAUGGAUAAUAACCACUUUUGAAAUUGGAGUGGCUUCAUUAGUGAGAAUGUUACAUUGCAAUA